ACUAAUCUUCUCCUCAAAAAUAUCUCUUUCCCCUUCCUCAUAGAAAUUAUUUUUCAAUCACCAUGAGUCGCAUGAUGGGAUUGUUCGAUCUCGAGAAACACUUCGCCUUCUACGGUGCUUAUCACAGCAAUCCGAUCAACAUUCUAAUCCACAUCAUCUUCGUUUGGCCUAUCGUCUUCUCAGCUUUGCUUCUCCUCCACUCAUCGACCCCAAUUUUCGAUCCUUCUCAAUUAGGGUUUUCUCAAUCGUUGACCCUCGACGGCGUUCUACGAUUUAACGUUGGGUUUAUAUUUACCUUGAUUUAUGCUCUGUUCUACAUUGGUUUGGAUAAGAAAUCUGGAUUUGUAGCUGCUCUUAUGUGUUUCUCUUGCUGGGUCGGUUCCAGUUUUCUUGCUGAGCGAUUAGGAUCUUCUCUUGCCUUUAAGGUUGGGUUAGCAUCUCAGCUCUUAUGUUGGACCGGGCAGUUCGUUGGCCAUGGAGUGUUCGAGAAACGAGCACCUGCGCUAUUAGACAAUUUACUCCAAGCUUUUCUCAUGGCUCCUUUCUUCGUGUUGCUCGAGGUUCUUCAGUCAGUUUUCGGGUAUGAACCAUAUCCCGGUUUUCAAGCGCGUGUGAAUGCCAAGGUAGAAACCUGGAGUGCAACUACGCGGGUGUGUGGUCUAUGUGGCUCUGGCAAUAAGGAGUGCUCUGUUUUCCCUGAACAUGUCAUGGACCUGGUUCUGGACAACACCAAGCGCUUGAAGAUGUUCUGGGAUUCUCAAAUCCUCAUCUCCUCCCUCAAAUCAAAAGCAAGCUUUAAGGAGCUCAAAUCUAUCCUCCAUGAUAUCACUUGUUUGAGUGAAUCUUUUUCUUCAAUCGCUUUCAAUUUCGUCCCUCGUUUGGACAAUGUUGUAGUGGAUUCUAUCGCAAAGGCUGCCCUUCUUGCACCUAACUCUCCCUCCUUUAUUGGAGUAUAACAUUUCAUCUUUCUAAUUCAAUUUCAGUUUGAUA
Arabidopsis arenosa is the source of this 990-nucleotide messenger RNA. The record is from the annotation of a GenBank genome assembly. Lineage: Eukaryota; Viridiplantae; Streptophyta; Magnoliopsida; Brassicales; Brassicaceae.